GGUACGCAGAGUGAUUUGGAAAAAACUCAGACGUCGUCCUUUGAACUACAACUCCCACAAUUCUCUGUAAAGAACCGGAAAUGAUGACAGUCUCGGGGUGACUGACCACAUCGUACGACUAGAAACAUGUGUUUGUGACCAUAGUCAGAAUGUCUGACGGAGCAUCUAGAAAUGACCCCACACCAGGAACCCCUCGCAACCCACUCGCCAUGGCUCGGGGGCUGGUUGGUCGCCGACCCUCCACUCCUCUGACACCAGGGCGCCUUCCCUCAAUUCGUUCACGAGAUUUGACCCUUGGGGGUGUCCGUAAGAAAACCUUUGCUCCUAAUAUCAUCAGUAGGAAGAUUAAAGAAGAGCCUAAGGAGGAAGUGUCAGUAAAAGUAGAACGUGCAGAGCGUGGAAGAGAACGUCGAGAUGGAGCACAGAGAGGACGUGGCAAACCUCAAGUCAUUCAGAGCCACUCCAUUUUUGAACAGGGACCUGCAGAGCAGCUCCGAAAGAAAAGUGGUGGAUGGGAGGCAACUUCAGAUUCUCCUGACCUCGGGCCUUCACAUAUCAUUAACAUAAAACGAGAGAAACGGGAAACAGAAGAGGAGACAAAGCAAAUCCUGCGCAUGCUGGAGAAUGACAAGUUUUUGGAUGACCCAGGACUUAGAAAUGACUCUCAGAAUCAGCCAGUUCAGCUCCCACUCGCACACUCAGGUUGGUUAUUCAGAAGUGAAGAGGAAGAUGAGGAAACAAAGCCCUUGCAGGGACUCCCGAAGGAAGAGAAGAUGGAGGUGGAAUUCCCGCAGGUCAAAGUAAAAGAGGAACCCAUGGACGAAGAUGAUGGAGCAUGGAAGCCCACAGUGCCCAUCAGCAAGGCCCCUUGUGUCAAGAAACCCCCUGAAAGAAAGGACGUGUCCCUCCCCGAGUUGCUGGAUUCCCUUAAGGUUUCUGGAGAAGAAAGUCUAUUUUUCCUGCAGCUUCCAGAUACAUUGCCAGGACAGCCACCUACACAGGACACCCGGCCGGUCAAAAGUGAGGUGCAGAGUGAGGAUGGCCAUACGUUGCUUGUCAAGGAAAAGGGACAGGAAUCGACUGUAGAUGAUACCUGCACUUUGCGAAAUGUAACAGAAGGACAAAUUGGGAAGCUGAUAUUGCGCAGGUCUGGCAAGGUGCAGCUUGUACUGGGGAAGGUUACACUCGAUGUCACCAUGGGGACUUCCUGUUCUUUCCUGCAGGAGUUGGUGUCAAUCAGUGUAGGAGAGGCUCGUGCUGGUGAAAUGAUGGUAUUGGGUCAUGUGCAGCACAAACUUGUCUGUUCUCCAAAUUUCGAGUCUUUGCUGGAAGGACGUCAACGUUAAGAUUGGAUUUAAUUGAAUCCUGCAGAUACCUUUUGACCAAAGAACGUGCUUGGCAGGUUACCUCUGGAUUUUCAUUUACCGAUUUUCUUCUUGGUACUCCACCGAGUUCUCCUGAAUUAAGCUGGCAAAUAUCUGACUUUUUGGAAGCACUUGCUGCACUGGGUCCCACAUGCUUUUCUUGUCCCUUUGCAUGUUUUUUACGAUCUUUCAUUCAUAUUUAAUCUUGCAAGCCUUAUCAGGUUUGUAAUUGUCCUCUGAGUAUUUCAUCUGUAGUAUUGACUAAAAUGCAGAUGCUGUGGUGUGAUGCUGAUUUCAAAGAACAGCAAAUAUGAAAGUAGCAUGUAUAAAAAAUAAAAAAAUUAGCAUGUGUCCUUUUUGGGGGCGAUAGUUCUAUUUUGCUAAAGUGAAUUUUGAACAAGAGAAUAUUUAUUACAUUUAAGUCUUUAACCUAUAAUGACAAUGAAUUUAUGGAUUCAGGAAGUGGUUAUGUUUUGAUAUGACAUGUAUGUGUGCUGAUUUUGGAUAUGUUUUAAUCAGCAACAGUCUUAUUUCUCGCCCACUCUCUUUUUAGAGAAAGUUUUAGCCUAAAUACAUUUAUGUGAAGAGGUGAUUGUUGGAAUACUUUUUUCAUUAUAAUGAGGCUAUGUGCCAGUAAAUGGGCUGCUGUGUAUUGAAUGAGGCUGUACACAUAGGGAAGAAGAGAGAAUGAGAUGAGUUUAUGCACUCCUAAAUAAAUGCAUAUGUGUUUAAAGAUCAUAUGACAAUUGAUGGCCAGUCUUUUAAAGGGACAGGGGUGUCAAAAGUGUCUUUAAAAAGAAAUUGAACAUUCAUUAUUCAGAUAGAGUAUGCAAUAUAACAAAAAAUAACUUUCCAGUUUACUUUUAUAAUCAAAUUUAGUUCUUUCUUUUGGCAUCCUUUGUUGAAACGUAGUUACUUUCAAUUACAGCAUAUUUAGAUGUUGCAGUAUAUGGCAAAAAUAUUUGUAACAAUGCUGUGCACACUCCUGAGCAUAGCUCUUUAUGUUGUCAUGGAAAAUGUUGUUUUUUAUUGCAGUCUACUCCUUUGUCACUUUAAUAGUGCAAGGCCCUAACUGUGUGAUAACACAAUUUAUAUUUCAUUGUAUCCAUGCAAACAUAUUUAGGGCAGCAUCAUUUAGGGGAAUUCACAUAAUUUCAGGACUAUGUUCUUUUGGAAUGUUUUCUCUGGAGAAAAGGGAAGCCUGGAAAUCAUUAUAGAUCUACUUUUCCCCUAACAUUACAUUAUCAAUAUGGAUAUCUAUCUACUUAUAAUAAAACCAGCAUUUAUGUUUUGUUUCUAUUUUUGCAUUAGGUAAAAGUUUCUAUGAUUAAUUAUUUAUUUAAUUAAAUUUACGUCAACCAACCAA
Messenger RNA from Bombina bombina (fire-bellied toad), 2730 nucleotides. RefSeq names its product RNA polymerase III subunit D (gene POLR3D). Gene Ontology annotation, biological process: transcription by RNA polymerase III. Gene Ontology annotation, cellular component: RNA polymerase III complex. The transcript is spliced from 9 exons. NCBI's taxonomy places the organism in Eukaryota, Metazoa, Chordata, Amphibia, Anura, Bombinatoridae. Gene Ontology annotation, molecular function: DNA binding. Bases 150 to 1346 code for a protein of 398 amino acids. The record is from RefSeq and is a predicted model, not a curated record.